Ctenocephalides felis (cat flea) is the source of this 849-nucleotide messenger RNA. Its product is annotated as zinc finger protein 84-like. Gene Ontology annotation, cellular component: nucleus. Gene Ontology annotation, biological process: regulation of transcription by RNA polymerase II. NCBI's taxonomy places the organism in Eukaryota, Metazoa, Arthropoda, Insecta, Siphonaptera, Pulicidae. The transcript has 6 exons. Gene Ontology annotation, molecular function: sequence-specific DNA binding; DNA-binding transcription factor activity, RNA polymerase II-specific. The coding region runs from base 1 to 849 and encodes 282 amino acids. The record is from RefSeq and is a predicted model, not a curated record.
AUGGCGCACCCUGUAUUUUGUGGUGAAGAAUCUCUAUGUUGUCUAAGUUGUGGUGCUGAAUACAGCAAUUCCCUGAUGCUGCGUUACCAUGAAUGUGUUGAAGUAAAAAUUGAAGGUGAUGAGGCCGAUGUACUUUGCAGUGCAUUUUUGCUUAGAUAUUUUGAUGCUUCUUUGUGGCUCUAUGAUUGGAACUACCAAGAAUUCAUGGACAACCAUUCUGCAUUGGGUCUUAAAUCUGAUAUCAUUUUUUCUGCCGAUGGUAGAAAUUUAUUAGAUCAGCAAGGAAUUUACCGAUGCCAUAGAUGUUCUAGGACUUAUAAAUAUCAACAAACUUUAGUCAGACAUUUGAAAUACGAAUGUGGAAAAGCUCCUCAGUUUUCGUAUUCUACCACGAAUUGGUACUCACCAUCCACUACACUUUGUACUAAAUGCAACCAAUUCUUUUUGAAUUCAUAUGAAAAGAAUCAUCAUAUUUGCAAGGUAACACAAUUAUCAGAAAAAUUGGAAGAUAUAGUUUUUUCUUGUCCAAAAUGCGGAAAAACUUACAAAUCUCGCAGUUGUGUCUAUCGUCAUAUGAAAUAUGAAUGUGGAAAAUUGCCCGCUUUCAAAUGCGACCUCGGAUUUUCUAUAGAUUAUAAUUAUGGAUUUGAUGUAACAAAUCAGCAAGAUGGUCACCCUUAUAGAUGUCACUUAUGUGGAAAAUGUUACAUGCACAAAGGAAAUAUGCGACGUCACAUGCGAUUCGAAUGUGGAAAACCGCCUCAUUUGAAAUGCGAUCACUGCAGUUAUAGGACGCACCACAAACAUCACCUGAUUAGGCACAGGAAAAACUCUUGUCCUAAAAAAUAA